GCUCGCACGCGCACAGCGCGCUCUCAGCAGAAGCGCGUGCCUGUGGAGCGGUGUUCUCAGACUGAGGAGCUCCGGGGCUCCGGGGGCUUCAGCCAGCAUGUCUCUGCGGCAGGAGGUGAGCGAGGACCCGGAUCUGGAGAGCCUGCUGUCCGCGCUCUCCCCGGAGGAGGUGGAGGAGCUGGAGCGCGAGAUGCUGCUGAUUGACCCGGACCCGAGUGUUCCGGUCGGGCUCAGGCAGCGAAACCAGACCGACAAGCAGCCCACCCGGGGGUACGACCGCGAGGCCAUGCUGGACUACUGCGAGCGCGAGACCAAGAAACUCAUAGAGAGAGAGCUCAGCUUCGAGGGCGAGUCUAAGGGCGAGUCUAAGGGCGAGUCUAAAGGCGAAGGCCGUAGACGAGACCGGCUCAGGAGGAUGAGGAGCAGAGAGCACAGGAGCUUCUCCAGAUCACGAAGCCGCGAGGCAUCAGAUAAGGACGAUUCACUGAACGAAAAGGAAAAGAGACAGGAGGAAAAACCUGUGGACAAAAACUGCGAGGAUGGAGAGAAGAUUAGAGACGUUGACUUUAAGGAGUCGGACGCAAAAACAAAGUUGGAAUUUCAAGGAACUGAAAGAAAUAAAGAUCAGACUGGUGAAGAAAAGGAUAAAGAAAAGGAAAAAGAUAAACAGACAGAAACUCCUAAGAAGGAUCGAGGCGGCAGCAGGAAAACCUUGGACCUCAUCUCUAAACUACAAGAAAAAAAGGACGAUAAAAAAGAGACGGAAAAAAAGGAGCUGGAGAGCAAGAGAGGCGAAAACUCGAGAACCAAAGGGUUAAUAUCCAAACUACAGGCUAAUAAAGAAGCAGAGGAGAAGGAAAAGAGAGAAAAAGAGAGGGAUGUAGAGAGGAAAAGAGAGCAGAAAAAUGAGAGCAGAACGAAAGGCCUUGUGUCCAAGAUGGAGGACGCAAAGAACCAAACUGACACCGGCAAAGUGGGAGAACGGAGGAACCGACAAACGUGGAGAGAUGUGGAGAAAGAAAGAGAAAAGAAAGACAAAGAGAAGGAGAAGGAAAAGGAGCUGGAGAAGAACGAUGAGAAGAAGAAGAAGACGUACAACCAAAGAGAUAAUAAUCAAAGAGAGAAAGAGCAGGAGAAAUGUGAAGCGAAAGAGAAAGAGCGAGACAGAUGGAAAGAGCGUAAGAAAGAGACUGAACUAAGGAAAGGGACGAAUAACGAGAAGGACGUUACGAGAAAAGCUGAAACACGUAACAGAGAGAACUGCACCAGUGGAGACGACCAGUCCACCAAAACUGAAGACGAUGACGAUGAUGGAGACGACUGUCUGGACAGCGAUACCGGUUCCAGUAUGUUUGACGACCUCUUGGAACAGGUGCGCAACAACGACCCGGAACUUACCGAACUUAACAUCAACAACUCCGACGUGAUUAAGAAUGAUACGCUGAUUCAGUUUGCGACAGGACUUCGCAGCAACACUCACAUUAAAACUUUUGCUCUCGCCAACACGAGAGCGGACGAUCAUGUCGCAUUCGCCAUUGCCGGGACCUUGCGGGGCAAUGCGACGCUGACCGAAAUCAACCUAGACUCCAACCAUCUCACCGGAAAAGGCAUCCUGGCCAUCAUCGAGUCUUUGCAGCACAACGCAACUCUCACACAGCUUCGCUUUCACAACCAGAGACACAUUCUCGGAGGGAAGACAGAGAUGGAGAUGACUAAGGUCCUAAGGGACAACACUUCCCUGCUCAAGCUGGGGUAUCACUUUGAGCUAGCCGGUCCAAGGAUGACCAUGACCAACAUCCUGAGUCGAAACAUGGAUCGCCAACGGCAGAAACGCCUGGAAGCCCAACGGCUCGCCAAGCAGGACACCCAACCCAGCUCAGCCCAAGCUCAAACAAAAGUCCAAAAGAAGAAGGAGCUUCUACCUGAAACGCCGAAGCCCAAAGGAACACCGAGCUCAAAGCCCAACCAUGUUGAGAAGAAAGAGUCCAUAUUAGCCAAAGUGUCCAAAUUCAACAAUCCUGCCACAGACCCCAAAACCACUCAAUCCAAGCACUCACCUGGCCACGUGCCCUCUAAUACACCAGGUAAAAAAGGUGGCGUCAAAAAGGCAGAGUCAAGCCCAGGACCCCCACCACCUCCUUCAGCCCCUGCUCCACCUCCCCCUCCUGCUCCAGGGCUGGACGUUCAGGCCCUGAGACGGUCGCUGAACCCCGUGUCCCAGCGCAAAGCGGACAGCGGCAGAGUUUCAGGCCGAGGAUCGGAGAGGAGCUCCAGAGAUCAGCUGCUGGACUCCAUCAGGAACUGCAGUAUGAACACACUCAAGAAGAACGUCCUGGAUGAGUUGUCUAUGCUGGAGUCCCAACGUAAGAGAUGUGGAGGUUCCGAAGCGUCUGAGGUAGCAGCAGGCAAUAAAAACAGAAGAGGAGCGAGACACCUUUUUCAACUUUACCAUCUUUUCCAGCUUUACGAGCUUUAAAUCUCAAAGUGAUCAGUGCGUUUGUCUUUAGGGUCUUACAGCGAUAACAGUGCUGCAGUAUUUAUCAGAGGAACCCUGAAUGCUCUGACAGACUAAUCUAAUCUAAUCUCAUGCACUAAAGAGAGAAAGUUUGGGGGCAGGAGACUGGGUGGGGGUUGGAGAGAAAUAAUAGAGAAUUCUUUUAAAAGAAGAAAUACAGGUAAUUUUACAGGUUUUAUAAUGAGCACAUCAUACUAAACUAAUGUACAUCAAAUUGUGUUUUGUUUUAUCUGUGCAUGUGUGAUCUGUACACUUGAUUCUUCACUGUGUUUGUUGAAAUGCUUUGAAAAUGUUUUAAUAUAAAAAUACAUCUGGAAAUAUAUAACUGAACAUGAUUAUUUCAUUAUGA
Astyanax mexicanus (Mexican tetra) is the source of this 2864-nucleotide messenger RNA. It is a transcript of the gene lmod1a, whose product is annotated as leiomodin-2. Gene Ontology annotation, biological process: myofibril assembly; muscle contraction; pointed-end actin filament capping. The coding region runs from base 98 to 2476 and encodes 792 amino acids. The transcript has 4 exons. NCBI's taxonomy places the organism in Eukaryota, Metazoa, Chordata, Actinopteri, Characiformes, Acestrorhamphidae. The record is from RefSeq and is a predicted model, not a curated record. Gene Ontology annotation, molecular function: tropomyosin binding. Gene Ontology annotation, cellular component: striated muscle thin filament; myofibril.